UGAUCGCGUUCAUUUGUCUUCGGAUCGGCGGCGUGUAAAGAUCGUUAAAAGUUGGGUGCGGAUGAGUAAAAAAGGAGCGUAAAAACUCUUAACGAUUUUUUACAAAUAAAUGGCUAAAUGAAAAUAUAAGAAGUUGACUGUGAAGAAGAAAAUAUAGACGAACUUGAAUUAAAUCCAAAAGAUCAAUAAAGAAGCAUCAGCUUGAUUCGUAGAAAAAAGUGUGUUGUUCAGGAAUUUAUCAAAAGCGAGUGUGUUCUGGUAUGUGUUGUGUAUACAGCUAAAUUUAAAAACUUUUCACCGUUAGGCAGAACGACUGGUUGCUAAAGUGCUGACUUAUAUUCAACUAAAAAUUAAAAAAUAAGAAAAAAAAUAUCAGUGUACGGGAAUAGCUCAGAACUUCACUUGUGAUUAAUGAAAAAAUAAUAAAAUUUGUUGUCCUACAAAAAUCAAGAUCAAUCAAAAAUCAAUCACUUCUGACCGCUAAAGUAAAAUAAUUGAUACAAAACAACCCAAUACCCAUUCUUAAAUAAGAUACAAAUCCUUAUCUUCAUCUCACAUUACCCAUCACCAAAAAACGUUUCUAAAAAGUCGAGUUUAAUGUCAUUGAAUUAAUUUCUAAUCACCACUCUUUCACCUACUCAUACUGACUAUCAAACAGAAAUGGGUCAUCCAUCGAUCUCCUCGAGCCACGUUGGCGCUGCCACAACGCUUUCCAAUGGCGAAGAUGCAGUCAAACAGCGCAUCAACGGCAUAUCGAAGUCUGCCAAUGCGACAAAUUCAGCUUCCAAUGGCUGCACUAUUGUUGGUGAGGAGCCUCCAACAUCCAAUCCACUUAAGAAAAUCGGUCUGUAUGAGCCUGUUUAUCACAUCAAUCUGGAGGAAUACACGCAAUCAUUUAAGGGUGACAAAGUGUUUGGCAUAGAGUUUAAAGCGCCUCUCAAAUGGGACAAAGUCAUUCAGAUCUUCUUGGUGCAUAUUGCGAGUAUUGUGUGUUUGUUCACAUAUCCGGUGGAAAGAUUAAGUCUCUACACGACGUUGUGGGCUUUCUUUAUGGGUGGCGUUGCUGGCUUUGGUGUUACUGCAGGUGCUCAUCGUUUCUGGACUCAUCGCUCUUUUAAGGCCAAUUUGCCAUUGCGCAGUAUUUUGAUGCUUUGUUUUUCGGCGGCUGGACAGAACACUCUCUACGAUUGGGUGCGCGAUCAUCGAGUGCACCAUAAAUACUCCGAAACUGAUGCUGAUCCACACAACUCCAACCGUGGCUUCUUUUUUGCCCAUGUUGGCUGGUUAAUGAUGCUGAAGCACCCGGAAGUUCUGCGACGCGGCCGGCAAUUGGAUAUGAGCGAUGUGUUGAACGAUCCCGUUGUACAGUUCCAUCAGAAAUACUUCAUUCCCUUGAAAGUUAUGCUGUGCUUUAUUUUGCCUUCAAUUGUGCCAAUCUACUUUUGGGGCGAGGAAUUCUCUUUGGCCUUCAUUACUCAAUGUCUCUUCCGUUAUGUUAGCAGUUUGAAUUUCACUUGGUCGGUGAAUAGCGCCGCCCAUAUGUGGGGCUCACACCCCUAUGACAAUCGCAUCAGACCCACGGAAAACAUCUACGUCUCAAUCAUCGCCAUGGGCGAAGGCUGGCACAACUAUCAUCAUGUCUUCCCCUGGGACUACAAAGCAGCUGAACUUGGCGACUACAUCGGCAACUUCACCACUAUGAUCUUAGAUGCCUUCCAUCGCAUUGGCUGGGCUUGGGAUAUGAAGCAGCCAUCACAAGAAUUAGUGCGCCGCGUUAUUGAUAAAUAUGGUGAUGGCACACAUCCAUCGUGUGGCAAGUCAGCUACUGAGACCACAUCAGUGGGUAAUUUUCAUUAUUCAGAAAUCCCCGAUCCUGAAUUUGAAGCAUCCGACGCAGAAUCGAGCAGUACGGAGAGCACUAAAUUAGAUGAAAAUGAGAAUUUGAAAAAGAAAGUGCAAACGUAGAAUCAAAUGAAUGGUUGCCAGUUAAACAGGGUGACUAUUGAGUUGGCUAAAGUGAGCGGGAGACAUCGGAGUUCAUAAAACUUUGGACGUGUGGCUGUUUAUUUUUCUUGUAAUGCGUAUAAUAAAUACUGGGUGUAUCGUCUACAUAUAUAAAUACAUUAUUUUACUCUAAUUAUUUGGAUUAAAGUUAAAUACUUGGUAUAUUUUUGCGGGUGCACUUAAGACUACACACCAACACAAACACACAAGCAGACAUAUUGUUUUUGUUUGAGAAAUAAAGUGAAAACUUUUAUUUUAAGUAAAAAAAUGAAAUACUUUGCGAGUACGAAAUAUUGUAGGUUUAGAGUGUAAGAACUUGAAUCUUUUUGCACUACCAUGUAAACACGCAAAUGGGAUAAUCAUGCAACAAAUUAUUUACAAAACUAUAUAGUAAGUUAAGUCAGUGUUUUCAAAUAAGAAUCAUUUAUUAAUUACUUUAUGUUAAAUUUAAUUUUAAUAAGUAUCUUCGCCCGAGGACGAAAUUUUUAUGUCCAAUAAAAUGAUACAUACGAA
Molecule: messenger RNA, 2517 nt
Organism: Anastrepha ludens (Mexican fruit fly)
Lineage: Eukaryota; Metazoa; Arthropoda; Insecta; Diptera; Tephritidae
Product: acyl-CoA Delta-9 desaturase
Exons: 4
Coding region: 661-1965 (434 amino acids)
Biological process (GO): unsaturated fatty acid biosynthetic process
Cellular component (GO): endoplasmic reticulum membrane
Molecular function (GO): iron ion binding; stearoyl-CoA 9-desaturase activity
Source: RefSeq, a predicted model, not a curated record